Phoenix dactylifera (date palm) is the source of this 2083-nucleotide messenger RNA. RefSeq names its product putative mitochondrial-processing peptidase subunit beta, mitochondrial. Lineage: Eukaryota; Viridiplantae; Streptophyta; Magnoliopsida; Arecales; Arecaceae. Gene Ontology annotation, cellular component: mitochondrion. Gene Ontology annotation, biological process: proteolysis. The record is from RefSeq and is a predicted model, not a curated record. Gene Ontology annotation, molecular function: metal ion binding; metalloendopeptidase activity.
AAAUGGGCUCGUUGCGGCCGCUUUUAUUCUUCGUGGGGAAGGGAGUUUUAGGGAGCCACAGGGAUAAACGGAAUAAAGCAUAGGGUGUAACAGUCGAACACCGGGGUCCUUCUCUUGCAGCGGCGGGAAAUCGGAUCCCCACAAAACCCUAAUUUUUGGAUUUGCUUCUUUGCUGAUAGAAUUUUUGAAGGCAUUCGCAGUUUGUGCGAGAGUGCUAGGAUUUCUUAUUAAUUUGAGUGGAAACCCUAGGAGGGACAAAAAGAAAAAAAAUCCAUCAAAGACCAAACGAGGCCUUUCUUCAUGGCACUUGCAUUCGCUCCCCUUAGGAGGAAACUGUCAACUUCAUCCACUGUCCGAGCUCGAUACCUCUCGCUUUCUGCCCAUCCAAAACCUUCAGAAGAGCUGACGCCUGACCCUCGAUUCCUCCGGCACAGCUCCCCUGAAGCCAGGCUACUCGACCACUCCCCAUUCCUCCGCUUCCCCCAAGUUCGUGUCACGACCCUCCCCAAUGGCAUCCGUGUGGUCACCCAAUCGGCCCCAUUAUCUGCCUCACACACGGCCUCCAUUGGCGUCUGGAUUGAUGCUGGCAGCCGGUUUGAGGUUCCUGGCACCAAUGGCACGGCGCAUUUCCUCGAGCACAUGAUCUUCAAAGGCACCCGCCAUCGCACAGCCCGGUCUCUCGAGGAGGAGAUAGAGAACAUGGGUGGCCGACUCAAUGCCUAUACUUCCCGUGAGCAGACCACUUUCUAUGCUGAUGUCCAAAGUAAGGAUGUGCCUGUUGCCAUUGAUGUACUUGCAGACAUAUUGCAGAACUCGAGGUUCCCCGACCAUGCCAUCAGGCGGGAACGGGGUGUCAUCCUCCGUGAAAUGGAGGAGGUACAAGGGCAGAUGGAAGAGGUGAUAUUUGAUCACUUGCAUUCGGCCUCGUUCUGUGGUCAUCCUCUAGGGGACACAAUAUUAGGCCCUGAGGAGAACAUCCGGGCAAUCUCUAGGAUUGACUUGCAGCAGUACAUUUACACCCACUAUACAGGACCUAGAAUGGUUGUAUCAGCUGCAGGUGCAGUUAAACAUGAUGAGAUUGUUGAUAUGGUCAGCAGAUUGUUUAGAAAUUUUUCUAGGGAUCCAACCACAGCGGAUCAGCUUGUUGAAGCAAAUCCAGCUAUCUUUACUGGUUCAGAGGUUCGAGUGGAGAAUGAGGACAUGCCUCUAGUGCAUUUGGCAAUAGCUUUCAAAGGGGCAGCAUGGGCUGACCCUAAUUCCAUACCUCUUAUGGUAAUCCAAAGCUUGUUGGGGUCUUGGAACAAAAGCAUAGGUGUAGGUAAUUGUUCAGGGUCUCAGCUAGCUCGUCGAGCCAGCACAGAUAGCUUAGCCGAUAGCAUAAUGGCCUUCAAUACCAACUAUCGUGAUGUAGGAUUAUUUGGCAUUUAUUCUACUGCCAUGCCUGAUCAUGUGCAUGAUUUGUCAUGUUUAAUAAUGGAAGAGAUGAGGAGACUGGCAUAUAAAGUAUCAGAAAGUGAAGUAAUACGAGCCCGAAAUCAGUUAAAAUCUGCUCUUUUGCUUCAUAUCGAUGGAUCUACUGCAGUUGCUGAGAACAAUGGCCGCCAGAUGUUGACAUAUGGACGAGUAAUGCCAUUUCUCGAACUUUUUACUCGCAUAGAUGCUGUUGAUGCUGAUACAGUAAUGGAGACGGCAAAAAACUUCAUAAUUGAUAAGGAUGUUGCUAUUGCUGCGGUGGGACCACUCCAUCUGUUACCAGCCCACAACUGGUUUCGGUCUCAGAUUUCUGCUAAAUAAAACUUACAUAUGCUGUAGCUGCCGCCUUUAGUGCCUGACAUUCAUACGUGUUGUAGAUCUAGCAUUCCUUCAGGGUGACAUGUAACAUUUAGAUUAUGAAGAAAAUUUAUUUCUUUGUUUUUGUUUAGGUAAUUUUUUCUCUGUAAUUCCUGGUAGUGGAACGAUCUUUCUUUAAUUUUACCAAGCAACCUUUUCAGAAUGCAGUUUCUAUCCUGAGUUUUUUGGUCAUGAAAUGCUUGGACUCGAGAGCAUGUAGAAUUUAUUUUAAGACAUAAGUAUCAACACUUGU